Eimeria necatrix is the source of this 759-nucleotide messenger RNA. RefSeq lists its product as hypothetical. The coding region runs from base 1 to 759 and encodes 252 amino acids. The transcript has 2 exons. The record is from RefSeq and is a predicted model, not a curated record. Lineage: Eukaryota; Apicomplexa; Conoidasida; Eucoccidiorida; Eimeriidae.
AUGCUCUGCAGCACCAGCAGCAGCAGCAGCAGCAGCAGCAGCAGCAGCACAGCGUGGGGCACGCAGCAGCAGCAGCAGCAGCAGCAGCAGCAGCAGCAGCAGGGUGAUUGGCAGCAGCAGCAGCAGAACGUGUUCGCAGCUCCUGAGGUGUUCGAGUGCAAUGCAGCAGCAGCAGCAGCAGGUGUGUGGCACAUGCAGCAGCAGCAGCAGCAGCAUAACCAGCAGCAGCAGCAGCACCGGGAUAAUGAGCAGCAGCAGCAGCAGCAGCACGGGGAUAAUGAGCAGCAGCAUAGCCAGCAGCAGCAGCAGCACCGGGAUAAUGAGCAGCAGCAGCAGCAGCAGCAUAACCAGCAGCAGCAGCACCGGGAAAAUGAGCAGCAGCAGCAGCAGCAGCAGCAUAACCAGCAGCAGCAGCAGCACCGGGAUAAUGAGCAGCAGCAGCAGCAGCAGCAGCAGCAGCAUAACCAGCAGCAGCAGCAGCACCGGGAUAAUGAGCAGCAGCAUAGCCCGCAGCAGCAGCAGCACCGGGAUAAUGAGCAGCAGCAGCAUAACCAGCAGCAGCAGCACCACCGGGAAAAUGAGCAGCAGCAGCAGCAUAACGAGCAGCAGCAGCAGCAGCAGCAGCAGCAGCAGCAGCAGCAGGAGGACCUGAUCAUAGCUCCUGAGGUGUUCGAGUGCGAGUAUGAUUCUGCUGUUGAUAUGGAAGAGCGCAGCAGCAGCAGCAGCAGGUGUGUGGCCCAUGCAGCAGCAGCAGCAUAA